GAGGCUUUAAAGCAUACUGGCAGGUUUAAGAAAACUAAGUGUACAGCGUACAAAACAAUUUUACAGUACGUGAAACAAGAAAGAAAGUCGAGCUUACAAAAACAGGUUGGGCUCGCUAAAGUGGAUCAUGAUGAAGUCCUUCAGCUUUUAGAAUGUUUCAAUGUUGCAAAAACAUGGGUCAUCACCUCAUGGGCUCAGGAUACUACAGAAAAACAGAAAAUAUCCGGCUCAGCCGAAAUAGUUUACAAAGUUCAGGAAUCCUUUGUAAAAAUGAUUGUUCUCUUCCUGAAGCAUAUUGAGGAAGUAAAAAAGUUAGAUUGGGCAGCACAGGCCAGACUUCUUAGGAUGAAUGUGGCUGGUAUUCUGAUACUCGUUGUUGCUUCCUUCUACAACAAACAAACAAAAACAUUUCGGAUUCCGACUAAUAUAAACAAAGAACUUAAUUUCCUUGAAAUUGAUGAAACCUGGAUAAAAGAGAAGGCAGGCUCAGAGAUAGCCCGAGAAGUGUAUCAGGUGUCUAGUGUAUUAACUGCCUAUGAUCUAAACCUUGAAUCCUAUCUGAUCAUAAUCUGCAUUGUUCUAUUUACAAGAGAGGAUGUGCAGAUGGAGAAGCAGACGAAAGUAGAUCUUUGUCGGAACCAUUACUGUCGCCUCCUAGUCAAAUAUCUUUCAUCAAUUAAAAACGGGAAGAAGAUUUUAAAUUCUGCAAUAAAAAGCCUAUCUUACUCCGGGGUAAAUGCUUACACGAGUGUCAUCUAUUAG
Eurytemora carolleeae is the source of this 762-nucleotide messenger RNA. RefSeq lists its product as uncharacterized. The record is from RefSeq and is a predicted model, not a curated record. Lineage: Eukaryota; Metazoa; Arthropoda; Copepoda; Calanoida; Temoridae.